This is a messenger RNA of Ascoidea rubescens DSM 1968, 1028 nucleotides long. It is a transcript of the gene APS1, whose product is annotated as Aps1p. Lineage: Eukaryota; Fungi; Ascomycota; Saccharomycetes; Ascoideales; Ascoideaceae. Bases 357 to 680 code for a protein of 107 amino acids. The record is from RefSeq and is a predicted model, not a curated record. Gene Ontology annotation, cellular component: intracellular membrane-bounded organelle. The transcript has a single exon. Gene Ontology annotation, biological process: protein transport; vesicle-mediated transport.
GCUUCUUCUGGUUCUUUUUCUUUUUCUUUUUCUUCUUUUGGUGGAUGUGUGCGGAUUGAGUACGGAUCAUGUGAUUGAAUUUAAUAAAGCACGGAUCUCCGGUGGAUUUUGACAGCGAUUGAAAAAGAGAUUGUAAAGAGAUUGUAAAGGGAUUGUAGAUUGCAAAGAAAUUGUAGAUUGUAAAGGAAAAGUAUUGAGAUAAAUAACAUAUUCAUAUCAUGGCUAUAAAGUAUUUGAUAUUGUUAUCGAGACAAGGAAAAGUGCGAUUGUCGAAAUGGUACAAUACGCUAUCGCAGAAGGAUAAGACAAAGAUUAUUCGAGAGCUAACGGCUGUUAUAUUAUCACGAAGAGCAAAGAUGUGCAAUAUAAUUGAGUAUAAGGAUUACAAGAUCAUCUACAGAAGGUAUGCGUCGUUGUUUUUUGUUGUGGGGAUUGAUAAUGAGGACAAUGAGUUGUUGGUGUUGGAGAUUAUUCAACGGUUUGUUGAGCAGAUGGACAAAAUCUACGGGAAUGUGUGUGAGUUGGAUAUAAUUUUCAAUUUCCAAACAGCGUAUUAUAUACUUGACGAGUUGUUGUUGGAUGGACAUUUGCAGGAGUCUAGUAAGAAAGAGGUGUUGAAGCGAGUUUCGCAGCAAGAUCAAAUGGAGGAUGCUGAUCAAUUAAAUAGUGUUUUAGCUUAAUCAAUGAAUAUGAGUAUGAAUAUUUAUAUUUAUAUUUCAUAUCUUAUACCCAUCAUUAGUUAAUGAUUAUGAAUGGAUUGGAAAUAUAGUUUUUCGUUUGAUUUUUGAUGGUGGUGUAUUUCUUAUACCGUGAUGAGUAUUAUAUAUAUAUGAGAUGAAAUUUAAAUCGAAAUUGAAAAUUAAUGCAGAUUUGGAUCGAUCGAAAGAAAAAAGCGAGUAAUCGAUUAAUAUAUUGCAUAUAAUUUACUAUCAUUCAUUAUAAGUUGUUAUAAAUUGUUAUAAAUUGUUAUAAAUUGUUAUAAAUUGUUAUAACAUAAUAUAGUAUAAUAUAAUACAAUAUGUCAGGAG